AUGGCCGACCCAUUAAGCAUCUCCGCCUCGAUCCUUGCAGUAGUCACUGCUUCAGUGGUGUCGGUCAAGUCUCUUAAAGAGGCGGUCGAGCGUUACAGAGGUCGGGACGAAACCCUUCGUCGGCUCAUUGCUCAGCUUGAGGACCUCAUUAGUGUUUUGGACACUCUUGAGAAGAUUUCGCAGGUUGAAGCGUCCAUGCUUGCCCUCCUGAAGGGUCCUGUCGAGCGAUGUAGGCAGUUGUGCCAGGCUUUUGAGGUGGUCAUGACAGACUUCGCCGGGAAGUCGUCGACAGGCUUCCGAGACUGGGCGAAAAUGGAAUUCAAGAAGGGAGACAUCAACGAAUUCAUGAGAACUCUUUCCGGGUACACAUCGACGAUUUCAAUCGGGCUGGGAACCAUUACGUUACAAAAUUCUAAAACCACAUGCGAUGUCCUUGAGAAGUACAGCGAGAUGGUUCAAGAUACCACAUAUAACCUCAAUGUUCAGCUGCAGCGCAUCAACGAGAAGAUGGGGCGGUUUCCUUCGGAAGAGCCAGACACCACCAUAUCGGACUUCAGAGACGAAAGCACAGUUAUCAAGCACUGCAUUGGUAUCUGCGAGGAAGCGAUGUCCCGUAUUGGAUCAAUGAUCGACCGUGAAAGACGGGUGUAUUCAGCCGCACUCUCAGAACAGGCCGCGGCAGACGCUACCUCAACCCACCCUAAGCUUUUCCAGGCUCACGAGGAGACCCGUGAAAUGCUAGAGAACAAUCGUGACAGCAUUGCUAAAUUCCUCGGGCGGCUGCAAGAACGGCUUAGCUCCCUGGCAAUGGAACAACACCCUGACUCAGAGCGAAGGAAAAUGCAGUUAGAGAAAGACAUCAGAGCUUUGGAAGACAGUCUAGAGGUGUGCAGAAUCGCCAGUACCGAGGUGAGCCGUCAAAAGGUACACACGUUCGGGGAAGUCGUCGCCGAAGGUAAAAGCGAUCAGGUCGUGGUCACGACUUUGGCAGACCUUUUCAACGUUGGGAAGGCGAUAGCCAAGGACAACUCAGGGCAGCUCAUCGGCUCGAUGGCUGGUGCCGAGCUGAUUCAGCUGUCCAAGGAUCGGUACAGCAGCCUGCGUUUUAGUGCUGCCGAUAUGUCGCGAGUUAACCUAAUGCCUCCACUCACGAAGAAUAGUGAACUUCGUGUUCCUGGCCAAGAGGUGAACGACCAACAGCCGGGGCCGAGGGUGAGCUCUUCUAAAGCAAAUCCCAACGAAACGAAGAAGCGGACCAUUUAA
Messenger RNA from Fusarium keratoplasticum, 1263 nucleotides. RefSeq names its product Helo-like-N domain-containing protein. The coding region runs from base 1 to 1263 and encodes 420 amino acids. The transcript has 2 exons. Lineage: Eukaryota; Fungi; Ascomycota; Sordariomycetes; Hypocreales; Nectriaceae. The record is from RefSeq and is a predicted model, not a curated record.